This is a messenger RNA of Echinococcus granulosus, 327 nucleotides long. RefSeq lists its product as hypothetical. The record is from RefSeq and is a predicted model, not a curated record. The coding region runs from base 1 to 327 and encodes 108 amino acids. The transcript has 2 exons. Lineage: Eukaryota; Metazoa; Platyhelminthes; Cestoda; Cyclophyllidea; Taeniidae.
AUGAAUAUGAAUAGUGAGGGGACGGAAGUGAAGAACCUGCCUUCCUCAACAGAUGGUGGUGGUGGUGGUGAGACAAUUACAAUGGGUAGGUUAGAUGUUAAACACUUCUUACUUGCCAAUUAUAUAUUGCACAAAAUCAAAAUUAUCUCUUUUAUUGUUUAUAUCUGCAAGUAUAAUUUUGCUGCAUGUAUUUGCUCAAAUAAACAAGUUAUGAGAAAUUUUUACAUCCCGCGUUAUGUCACAGUAAAGCAGGCCGGUUAUAGGAAAAACGAAAUACUCAGUCCAAUUAAACGGGCUCGUGUACACACUACAUCUUCUGCCUUGUAG